Molecule: messenger RNA, 5240 nt
Organism: Podarcis lilfordi (Lilford's wall lizard)
Lineage: Eukaryota; Metazoa; Chordata; Lepidosauria; Squamata; Lacertidae
Source: the annotation of a GenBank genome assembly
CCUAGCCAGUGCGCUUCGUUCGGGGAGCACCUGCUAGAAAGAGCCGAGCCUCCGGACCCCUCCCUGCCUCUGCCCAUUGGCUGCCAAGUGACACCGGGGGGCGGAUCCGCCUCGCCCCCUGCCGCCCUGCCCAUAUUUAGCCGGUGGCGCUGGCGCUUUGGCCGCUUAGCUCGCAGCACGCCGACUGGUCGCGUCGAGGUUUAGUUUCAUUUGCAGUCUCCCUUUAGAAACGCACCGAGGGCAUCGCCACUCCCGACCUCCGCAGUGCUUGGAUUGGAGCCGCCUCGGCGCCGCCAGACUCCCCAGCAAGAUGCCGCGCUCUUUCCUGGUGAAGAAGCAUUUCUCGGCCAGCAAGAAGCCCAAUUACAGCGAACUGGAAAGCCAGACUGGUAGGCUCGCUGCACCGGGUGGGGAAGGGAUGGACCAGAAGGAGGAGGGAUGGCGGCGCUGAGCCGGUUUGGGGGGGACGGGGGGGACUGCCAGGCGCAAUUUGGUGCGCCCAGGGCGGGCGAGCGCACGUGGGCGCACGGAGAGGGCGUGAGCCUCGGGUCAUCCGUGCGCUCGGUGGGUUCCCCGGUUGCUUGAGGGUUAAGCAUGGAUGGGUCGAUCGUUAAAACUUAAGCGGUAUAUCCUGUUGGGGGCAGAUGCGCGCCCGCGACGCAGCGCUGAAGCCGCUGCUAUGGCAGGGAGCUGUUAACUGGUCUUUCGGCUCUUUCAAGUCUCCAAGGUUUGGCGGCAACUUUCUGCAGUUGGCUGGGAGUCAGUCCCGUUGGACACGGUGUGGAGACUUGUUUAGAACAGCACGGUUAAGUUCUAGACCGGGGAGGGAGGACCUGCUGGACUACAGCUCCCAUCGCCCCUGAGUAUAAAGUUAUGGUGGCUGGGGUUGAUGGGAGAUGGAGUCUCAACAACCACUGGAGGCCACAGCUGCCCUAGCCCUGGUGCCAACCUAGUGAUGCUGGUGCUCCCUAGGUGACUUGAGAGUUUAUUGCUUGCUUCUGAUUCAUGCUGUGGGAGUAACCUAGUUGUGAUGCUGUCAUAUACUUUGAAGAAAGUUGGUUUUGUUUUCCAAGCACUGGAAAACAGGUGGCGCUGGGAGAGCUAAGCCACCAAAUAGCUCAAUUGGCUAGAGCGUGGUGCUCAUAGCGGCAAUGUUACAGGUUCGAUCCUGGUGUGGGAUAGCUGCAUAUUCCUGCAUUGCCAGGACUAGUAGACGAUCCUCAGGGUCCCUUCCAACUCUACAGUUCUGAUUCAUGGAGGGUGGGGAAUGUUGUGGAUAAGGAAGGAUCCAGCACCUGCCUAAGUUUUCUCCAGUGCUGCAUGCUCACUUUAUAACCAUUGGCUUUUUAAAAAAAUAUCUUUGCAGUGAUCGUCUCCCCGUGUUUUUAUGAGAAGUACCCCAUCUCAGUCAUCCCCCAGCCUGAUCUGCUGAGUGCUGGUUCCUACUACCCUCCACUUGUAUGGGACACAGGGCUGCUCUCCAAUUUCUUCACCUCUGAGCCGGAGUACAAGAAAAGUGCCACUUCUCCACCCAGCCCUGGCUCCAAACCUCUGGACCUGACCUCCAGCGAAGAGGAGGAUGGCAAGACGACCUCUGACCCGCCCAGCCCAGCUUCUUCUGCCACCGAAGCGGAGAAAUUCCACUGCAGCCAAUGCAACAAGUCCUACUCCACCUUUGCAGGCCUUUCCAAGCACAGACAAUUGCACUGCGACUCCCAAGCCAGGAAAUCUUUCAGCUGCAAAAACUGUGAGAAGGAGUACGUGAGCCUGGGAGCUCUCAAGAUGCACAUCCGAAGCCAUACCCUGCCCUGCGUGUGUAAAAUUUGCGGCAAAGCCUUCUCCAGGCCUUGGCUCCUGCAGGGCCACAUCAGAACGCACACUGGUAAAGCCAUUCUUCUGUUUGUUUCUGGUCACUCUUAUCUCUUCUCUCACCCCAGCCCCCUCCUCCUCCUCUCCCCAUUGCUUCCAACCUGAUUCAAGUCAACACUGCAUGCAGUUUAUCUAGGAGAUAAGGGAUUCUCUCUCUCUCUCUCUCUGAAAAAAAAUUACUUGCUAACCAACAUUUCUGAGCAAAAUCCACCUGCAAUCCCUCCCAAAUUCAGUUCCCUAUUUGCAAACAAUGCAUGGGAGCAGAUUUGCACAUUGGGGGAUGUGCUUCUGUUUGUGGCAGAUCGUUGGUUGCUUUUAUUCCAACUCCACACAGUGAAGCAAUUAUCUGAUUAGUCCAGCAUGUACCCCAAUCCCUCCUCCCUUUCCUUCUCUUUCCAUGUGGCUCAUCCUGGCACAGUGCAGUGUGCACUGUGCUCUGGGCCCGUGGCAGUGAGGAAGUGAUCCAUAUCACGUUACUGCGCCCGCAAACUUGGCAUGCACACCCACCCUGUCAGCUCAGCAGGCUGCUCAGUCAUGUGAACUGUCCUUGAGUCACUCUUGCACAAAGGGGCACUCUGACUGGAAAGGGCUUUGCACCAGAGAGCCUCGCAGUCCAACGCUGCAGGCAUGUGUAAUGUCAACACAGAGGCUGGGGAUGGGCUCUAAUGAAAUACUCUCCUUGGGGGUUUAAGCAGCAGGCAUUUCCUUCCUCACCCCCACCUUCUCUAUAGCUCCCUGUAUUCCAAGGAUGAGCGAGGUGUUGCUCAGGGGUGUUGUGGAGGGGAGAAUAGUGCUUUUAAUUGCUUCAUUUGAACACAGCUCUCAUCCCAGAGGGCUUCCCUCUGGCACACAAAUCCUCCCCUUCAAGGAGACAUAAGCUUGCUUCCCUGCACAAAAGGUGCUGUUGGGAUGCAUCAUUCCAGGCCUUGUUGAUUUGCAUUGUUCCACUAAUGGGUAACUGCUGGAGGAGGCGGGAAGUACCUUGGAAAGAGGAGGGGGGGGGAAGAGAGAGGUGACCUGUCAGCCCAGGCAGGUGCUUUUAAUGUAGCCAUGCUGCUUUCCCCCCCUGGUGCACCUGUUACUGUAUCGCCCCAGGCUGAACACCAGACUCCACAGCUGCCAGGCUGUGGAAGCUCUUUUAGCUUUUAAUCCAAGGAGUAUCACAUUCACAAUGCAUCUCCCUCCAAGCCGGCCUUUGUGCCUGUUGCCGGGAUGGUUUAAUUGUUACUUGGUGCUGAUUUCACACCCUCUUAGAGGUUCUAAAGAUGUUGCCUGAAGGAAGCCAGAAAGACUUAAUUGUGCUUUUUUCCAAAUUGAGCACGCCUGUUUGUUAGUUCCAAAAGAACUUCUCUGACAGGAAUUCAUCCUGUUUAGUCUUUUCAGCAUGGAAGAGUUUGAAGCGGAUGGUGCAGGGCCUGGGGGGGGGGGCGGGUGGAGGGAAGGAAGGAGUGGAGAGCAGGGAAGCCGCUCUGGGAAGGAUAUAGCUAUACUUGGAUCUGUGAAGCUUCCAGGGCAGCCAGACUGAUGCAAUUAGUGCUUUGCGUUUUGCGCAGCUCACAGUGAGCCAACAGAUGAGAUAAUUUGCAUGUUGCACGAUGCAGAAUUAUUAUUAUUUUUUUGGCUUGUCAAACGAGACUUCUGAAUGACUUACCUGCUGGAGCAAAUGCCCACUGCUCUGCAUGUUUACUCAAAGUUAAGUCUUACUAUGGUUUAUAGAGCUUACUUCCUGGAUCAAUUUGUAAAUUUACUGAAACUGAAGUCCCAUCCAUGGUCAAAAUUUAGCCGAUGGGAGAGAGAACCAUUUGUCCCCUUGAAGUCAGGAGCUGAAAAGUGCUUAUCUUCCAAUGAAGCUCUCCUCCUAACACCUGAUCUUGAAGCCAUUUAAAUGGAAAUAAAUUCCACCGAAAUUGGUAGGAACUAAUUUCCAUCUGCUUCAAGCUGCUUACAAAUGGGUUGACUCUUUCUUACCUGUUUGAUCCUGGGUACCUCAUUUAAAUAUACAUUAGCUUGGCUUCCUGUUACCUGUUUCUUCAAACCAUUAAACUUGCAGGUGCAUGGGCCAGUCUGGGAACUUUGGGUUUAACAUUCCCUUCUACUUUUGUCUCCAUAGGCGAGAAACCGUUUUCCUGCACACACUGCAACAGGGCCUUUGCUGACCGCUCCAACCUCCGCGCCCACCUGCAGACUCACUCUGAUGUCAAGAAGUACCAGUGCAAAACCUGCUCCCGGACUUUCUCCAGAAUGUCACUUCUCCACAAACAUGAAGAAACGGGCUGCACUGGGGCGCGCUGAGAGAUCUUCCCUCUUGCAUCUUAGGAAAAGAAGAAGAAAAAUACUACAGACUCUCCUCCAUGCCAAUGCAUAUAUUGUAACUAGCGCCUCUAGGAAUAUAGUUUUUCCCAUUUGAGUUCAGCUGCCAGGGCAAAACUUGUCUUCUACCUGCUUCAGGCCUCGCAGUGACAUUCAGAAUAUUUCUCCCUCUCCCUUUGAUUUUAAAAGUCUGGUUCCGCACUCCCUGGCCACGGCAGAAUGCUUCUUGGUUUAGGCAGAGUGAGGCUGGUUUGCAAAAACAACAAGCAUUCUGAUGUUUUAUUAGUGUAAGGACUCUUCAGAAAGUGCUCAGCAUCUCCCAGUAUUGAGCCUUACACCUAGCUGGCCUGAAGGACCACAGUAUUUUUAAAAUUUUAUUUCUGGGGGUGUUGGGGGAAGAAAAAAUAAUCUGCUGUUAACUGUUGACCCAGAAUUGAUAUGCCUCUCAAGGAGGACAAAAGCAAAGUGUUCCCAACAACCCCCACUCAAUUCUCUCUUGCUCUAAGCGUUGUAUAUACCCCCCAAACACACCCUCCCAAGAAGGUGUAACUAUGCAGUAAUACAGUAUUGCAUUAGCUCCAAGGCAGCUGCUUCCCCCACCAGCACAAUGAUAAUUUGCAAUGCCUCAAAGAUUAACAAUGUCUAUAGAAGGCACUGGGUAGCCAUUUCAAACAAGACUCCUGUUUACAGAGCAGCUAUGCACUCAAGCACCUGUUAAUAUGACUUCUUUUAACAACUGCUUUUCAAAAGAACUGUGACUAAUAGCAGGCACUUGUCAGGCGAUACAAUAGCAGCCUGUGUAGAGAGGCUGCCCAUUGACAGGUGUGUGCCAAAAGAACUAUUUAUGGUUAUUGACAGGUGCCUCCUGAAUGCAUCUUUCUUUUGUACAUUGUUUCCACAUCAUAAACAACAGGAAGAAAAAAAAGAGAAAAGGGUAUGUUUACAUUUCAAAGGUACACUGGUAUUUAUAUAUUUUUGUGCCACGAUUUUAUACUGAUUCAAAACUUUUUUAUAUAUAAUUAUAUACAAUUUAUUGAUAUUCAAUAAAAUGGUUAAUUUAU